AUGGCGCCUGUCGUCCCCCCGAAUCCGCUCCCGCCGGACGAGAACGUCAACCCCGUUCUCCUGGGCAUCUCCGGCGUGCUCAUCUUCUUCGUCAUCUUCACGACGGCCCUGCGGCUGUACGUGCGCUUCGCCCUACGACAUCUAGGAUGGGACGAUUACCUGAUGGCGAUAACCGCCAGUCUCGGCAUUGUGAGGUUCGGUGUGCAGUGUGCGCAAGGGGCGACGGGCAACGGGAGGCAUAGGUGGUACAUCUCGACGGAGCAGUACAUCAACAACAACAUGCUGGGCUGGUUCGGGCAGAUCCUCCUCUUCUCCAGCGUCUGCUUGCUCAAGUGCUCGAUUAUGUUGCUGCUCUUGCGCAUCAAGGAUUCGAGCAGGAUGAAAUGGUUUCUCUGGACGGUAAUGGGCGGACUGUUCGUCACCAACUUCGGCGUCAUCAUCAUCUUGCUGGCCGAGUGCGAUCCCGUCGAUGCUUAUUGGACCGGAGUGGGCAAAUGCUGGGAUGCGAAGAUUCGGAUUUAUGCCAUCUACGUGACUAUUGCCUACUCUGUCAUGACCGACUUGCUCUGCUCCUUCUUGCCCCUUACGGUUGUUUGGCAAGUGCGGAUUCCAUUGACAACGAAGAUAUCAGUUGGUGGACUGAUGAGUCUUGGGUUGAUUGCGACUGGUUUCGGUAUUGCCAGAGCCGCAUCGCUCGGUCUGAUAACCAACGACUUGAGUUACGUCUAUGCCGUAACAGCAAUCUGGUCCAAUCUCGAGCUCUAUCUCGGCAUCAUCGCCGGAAACCUAGCCCUAUCCCGCUCCAUCUUCUUCUACUUCUUCGGCGAGAAACCGCCAACAUCACACCCAUCGGCCUACAACAACUCGUACGCCAACUCCCAAACCCGAUCCGCGUACCUCAACAGCAGGCUACGCGGCGACAACGCCGGCCCCGGCGCCACAGAAACAUACAUCCGCUCAGAGCGCCGACCAUCAGUAAAAAGCGACCACAGCGACAUACCCCUGGAGCCGGGGAUCCAAAAGAGAACAGAAUUCUGGGUCUCGGAAGACGACGCGGACAGUGAGACAUCGGCGGCAAGGGCAGGAAAGCGGUCGCCGUGA
Messenger RNA from Colletotrichum karsti, 1101 nucleotides. RefSeq lists its product as uncharacterized. The transcript is spliced from 4 exons. The record is from RefSeq and is a predicted model, not a curated record. NCBI's taxonomy places the organism in Eukaryota, Fungi, Ascomycota, Sordariomycetes, Glomerellales, Glomerellaceae. Bases 1 to 1101 code for a protein of 366 amino acids.